AUGGCCGAACGGAAGACCAGAAUGGCCGGAGUCAUACUGACAGCAAUCUUCGUCUACAGCUGCUUUUUAGAACGGAUCCUUGUCGAUGGCUACAAGUUGGAACAAAGCCCGUCACUCAGGAGACGACACAGUACUUUAUCCUGUCGUUCGAUCUGUGACAACUGUGGGUGUGUGGGAAAUUACUCGCCGGAAUCCAACCAGUGUGUUUGCAACUGUGACGAAGCCGCCAAUAGUGAUCUAGGAUCAACUACAACAGAAGGUUCAACAUCUACUACUGAACCGACGACUGCAACGACAACAGGAUCAACUACAACGGAAGGUUCUACUACUGAAUCAACGACAGCAACGACUACAGAAUCCACUACAACAGAAGGUUCCACUACUGAAUCAACGACAGCAACGACUAAAGGGUCAACUACAACAGAAGAAUCGACAACAGGAUCAUCCACAACAUCGACUACUGAAUCGACGACACCAACGUCGACACCAACGACGACACCAACGACUACACCAACGACGACACCAACGACGACAGCGACGACAACAGGAUCGACUACAACAGAAGGUUCUACUACAGAAUCGACAACUGGAUCAUCCAUAACAUCGACUACUGAAUCGACGACACCGACGUCGACACCAACGAUGACACCAACGACGACACCAACGACGAAACCAACGACGACACCAACGACGACACCAACGACUACAGGAUCAACUACAACAGAAGGAUCAACUACAACAGAAGGUUCAACAUCCACUAUUGAAUCGACGACUGCAACAACAACAGGAUCAACUACAACGGAAGGCUCUUCUACUGAAUCAACGACAGCAACGACAACAGGAGCAACUACAACAGAAAGUUCUACUACAGAAUCGACAACAGGAUCAUCUACAACAACGACUACUGAAUCUACGACACCAACGUCGACACCAACGACGACACCAACGACGACACCAACAACGACACCAACGACGACACCAACGACUACAGGAUCAACUACAACAGAAGGUUCUACUACUGAAUCGACAACAGGAUCCUCUACAACAUCAACAACUGAAUCAACAACAGAAACGACAACAGAAUCAACUACAACAGAAGGAUCAACUACAACAGAAGGUUCUGCUACUGAAUCGACAACAGGAUCCUCUACAACAUCGACAACUGAAUCAACAACAGAAACGACAACAGGAUCAACUACAACAGAAGGUUCAACAUCCACUACUGAAUCGACGACUGCACCAACAACAGGAUCAACUACAACAGAAGGUUCUACUACUGAAUCGACAACAGGAUCCUCUACAACAUCGACAACUGAAUCAACAACAGAAACGACAACAGGGUCAACUACAACAGAAGGAUCAACUACAACAGAAGGUUCUACUACUGAAUCGACAACAGGAUCCUCUACAACAUCGACAACUGAAUCAACAACAGAAACGACAACAGGAUCAACUACAACAGAAGGUUCAACAUCCACUACUGAAUCGACGACUGCAACAACAACAGGAUCAACUACAACAGAAGGUUCUACUACUGAAUCGACAAAAGGAUCCUCUACAACAUCGACAACUGAAUCAACAACAGAAACGACAACAGGGUCAACUACAACAGAAGGAUCAACUACAACAGAACGUUCUACUACUGAAUCGACAACAGGAUCCUCUACAACAUCGACAACUAAAUCAACAACAGAAACGACAACAGGAUCAACUACAACAGAAGGUUCUACUACUGAAUCGACAACAGGAUCCUCCACAACAUCAACAACUGAAUCAACAACAGAAACGACAACAGAAUCAACUACAACAGAAGGUUCAACAUCUACUACUGAAUCGACGACUGCGACGACAACAGGAUCAACUACAACAGAAGGAUCCUCUACAACAUCAACAACUGAAUCAACAACAGAAACGACAACAGAAUCAACUACAACAGAAGGUUCAACAUCUACUACUGAAUCGACGACUGCGACGACAACAGGAUCAACUACAACAGAAGGUUCUUCUACUAAAUCGACAACAGCAGCUACAACAGAUAGUUCUACUACAGAAGCGACAACAGGAUCAUCUACAACAUCGACUACUGAAUCGACGACUGCAACAACAACAGGAUCAACUACAACGAAAGGUUCUUCUACUGAAUCAACGACAGAUCAACUACAACAGAAGGUUCAACAUCCACUAUUGAAUCGACGACUGCAACAACAACAGGAUCAACUACAACGGAAGGCUCUUCUACUGAAUCAACGACAGCAACGACAACAGGAGCAAUUACAACAGAAGGUUCACUACAGAAUCGACAACAGGAUCAUCUACAACAUCGACUACUGA
Molecule: messenger RNA, 2331 nt
Organism: Wyeomyia smithii (pitcher-plant mosquito)
Lineage: Eukaryota; Metazoa; Arthropoda; Insecta; Diptera; Culicidae
Product: mucin-2-like
Exons: 9
Coding region: 1-2331 (776 amino acids)
Source: RefSeq, a predicted model, not a curated record